This is a messenger RNA of Felis catus (domestic cat), 744 nucleotides long. Its product is annotated as keratin-associated protein 3-3. Gene Ontology annotation, cellular component: keratin filament. NCBI's taxonomy places the organism in Eukaryota, Metazoa, Chordata, Mammalia, Carnivora, Felidae. Bases 75 to 371 code for a protein of 98 amino acids. The transcript has a single exon. The record is from RefSeq and is a predicted model, not a curated record. Gene Ontology annotation, molecular function: structural molecule activity.
GAGAGACAGUCACAACUCAGAAGUUUCAUCUAUCGUUACAACCAAAUCAAUUAAAAACACAGAUUCCCAGCGCCAUGGCUUGCUGUGUCCCCUGCUGCUGCAGCGUCCCCACCGGUCCCGCCACCACCAUCUGCUCCUCUGACAGAUGCUGCCGGUGCGGAGUCUGCCUGCCCAGCACCUGCCCACACACGACUUGGUUACUGGAGCCAACCUGCUGUGACAACUGCCCCCCACCCUGCCACAUUCCCCAGCCCUGUGUGCCCACCUGCUUCCUGCUCAACUCCUGCCAGCCCACCCCGUGCCUGGAGUCCAUCAACCUCACAACCUAUACCCAGCCCAGCUGUGAGCCCUGCAUCUCAAGCUGCUGCUGAGCGAUGGCUGCUGUGCUCCGUGCCUGAUGCUGGAAGAGUCAACCCAGAAGCUUUCGUGUUCACCUGUCUCGUUACCUGCAACUAACUUACUCUGCUUUCCAAGUUGGAACAAGGAUGAUGUUAUCACUGACAACUCUCCCUCAAAAAGAAAUCAAGAGACUUUUGAAGGCCAUAUGGUAGAUAUCAGUGACCCAGGGCAAUGUGAACAGGUGGAUGCUACAGGCUUCCCAAAGUUUUUCAUCUCCUCCAUACUAAAGUUUCUCUUUCUUUGGGUGCUUCGGGAAUUCUGUUUCCAGUGCUGGGUGGCAUCUUUCUGGAAACGGAGGAGCUUCUUCAUGAUCACGCUAAUAAAUUUUACAUCUCUGGCAUAGCA